This is a messenger RNA of Paramecium octaurelia, 1120 nucleotides long. The record is from the annotation of a GenBank genome assembly. Lineage: Eukaryota; Ciliophora; Oligohymenophorea; Peniculida; Parameciidae.
AUGGGAAAUUAAUGUGCUUCUCAGUGUUAAUGCCAAUAAUAAUUAAAGGAAUAAGUAGCAACUGAAAUUAUUGUAUGACUCCUUUUAAUUUUAGAUUGCAAAAUCUGAUCCAAACAGUUUGAAAAGUAGAAAGUCAAGUUCUAAAUAAAGCAUUAAACAAACUUAUGCUAAAACUUAAUAAAAAGAAGCCAAAAAGGAGACUGAAACAGAAGAACUCUAAAACAAAGUAUAAAAACAAAAUAAGGCAGCCAUCAAGAUUCAAAAAAUUUGGAGAGGUUAUUUGGUUAGAAAGAAGAUAACCUUAAAAAAUUCUGUCAAACGAGAUACUAAAAAAAAUUAUCUAAAAGAACAAGUUGAACCAGUUACUCUCCCUAAAAAUUCUUCUUCUGUUGAAUUAGAAACACGGCCUGCUUACAAAUUUAAAAGUGGAGCAGUAUAUGAAGGCUAAUGGAGAGGUACACAGAGAGAAGGGAUUGGAACUCAAACUUGGGCUGACGGUGCUAAAUAUGUUGGAGAAUGGAAGUAAAGCCACGCAAAUGGUAAAGGGAAGUUUUAUCAUAUUGAUGGAGACACUUUCGAUGGUUAUUGGGAAAACGAUAAAGCUAAUGGAUAUGGGGUUUAUACACAUGCUAAUGGGUCUAAAUAUGAAGGGGAUUGGAAAAAUGAUUUAUAACAUGGUCCUGGAGUAGAAACUUGGUUUGAUGGCUCAAAGUAUUAAGGAGUUUAUUUUGAAGGUAAGAAGUAGGGGAAAGGAAAAUAUGAUUGGCCAGAUGGAUCCUAUUAUGAUGGGGAUUGGUAUGAUAAUAAAAUUACAGGAUUUGGCACGUAUAUUUGGGCUGAUGGAAGGGGAUAUACUGGUUAAUGGUUGAAUAAUUGUAUGCAUGGAAAAGGAAUAUAUACCUGGAAGGACGGCAGAAAAUAUGAUGGAGAAUACAAAUAAGAUCGUAAGGAUGGGUUUGGUACAUACACAUGGGCUGAUGGGAAGAAAUAUGAAGGGCAAUGGUAGGAUGGAAAAUAACAUGGCAAAGGUAAAUACUUAUUCCCUGAUGGAAUGGUUAAGGAAGGAAUUUGGAAGGAUGGAAAAAAAGUCAAAGCUUUAGAUAUCACAAGUGCUCUUUGA